UUUCUGGCUGCCACUCCAGGAGACCUUGCCAAUCAUCAUUGAAGCAAACAACAUUCUCCUCCUGGAGCCAAGCCCUUUCCCUCGCCUAAACUUGAAUUCAAUUCCAAUCAACCAUGCUGCUUGUUGUUAUAACCAUUUCAUCAGAUGGUCUCUUGUAGCAUUCAGGGCGUUUGAGGUUCACAUUCAAAUUGCUAAUUCCUUGUUUAUCAGAAUUCCGACCUCCCGCUCCCGUCCUAGGAUUCCGAAAGGAGAAAAAAGAUGGUGGAUGCCUCGCCGGAGAGAUCGUCGGGUUGUGGCCUAAUCAAUGCAGUGUUUGGGAAGCGCACGUUUUGGCCCAGGAGGACGACCUCCACCGGGUCGAUGACGCCCCCCGCUGUGCACCAUGUCGGAGGCAAUGUGACUAAAUCGCCGAGCACCCCUAGUUCGAGACAGCGGCACAGCAGGUCUGAUGAGGCCGCUUUAGUUGAUGCCAACGGAUCAGAAGUCCCGCCUAAGCCGAUGAGUAUGAGGCCGAAUCCGAACCAACGUGGGAAUCCAAAUAUGUACUACCAAAAGCAAGCCCCUGGCAGGGUCGCCGAUGAGACGGCGAUGGCAUUGCCUUCAUCCGUGUCUGGCAGUCCCAUGAAGAAUCCUCAUAAACAAACCUAUGGCAACAAAGGUAGAAGACUGCCUCCGGAGGCGACUGGCAUAUCGGGCGAGCUAGAAAGCAUGAUCAUCGAUCACCAAAAGGCCCGGGGAAGCAGCACGCUUGUCCGUGCAUCGUCGAGCAACGUAAUGCUCUUCGGGACCUUGGGCAAUUUGAGGCAACCCGGGACAACGAAUCCAAAUAACGUGAGCAACGUGCCGGACCCUUACAUCGCGAAGGCUGCUACGAGGAACGAGGCUCCGGCGCCCAACGGAAAAUACACGAACAGCGUGAUGGGCAACAUCGUGAAGAAACCGGCGGAUAGCAAUAGAAAGCCUAGCGAAUCGCCAGCCCCUGCUUCUUUCUGUCGUGCUCUCUCGACGAGAAUGGAUCCCGAGACGCUGAAGAUAAUGGGCAACGAGGAUUACAAGAAUGGUAGGUUCGCCGAAGCCUUGGCAUUGUACGACGCAGCGAUCUCGAUAGAUCCGGACAAGGCUUCCUAUAGGAGCAACAGGAGCGCCGCUCUGACGGCUUUGGGUAGGUUACUCGAGGCCGUUUUUGAGUGCAGAGAAGCCAUUCGGAUCGAUCCUCAUUAUCAAAGAGCUCAUAAUCGCUUGGCGACGUUGUACGUCAGAUUAGGCGAAGCAGAAAAGGCAAUGUACCACUACAAACACUCGGGGCCCGAAGCCGACCCGGAGGACAUCGCGAAAGCCAAAAGGGUCCAGUCCCAUCUCACUAAAUGCACCGAAGCUCGCAAGCUAAGGGAUUGGAAUACUUUGAUAAAAGAGAGCCGUUGUGCCAUAUCGGCUGGUGCCGACUCGGCUCCUCAGAUUUUUGCACUACAAGCGGAGGCAUUGUUGAAGCUGAGGAAGCACCAAGAUGCGGAUGAGGCAUUGUCGAAGGGUCCGAAUUUCGAGGUCGAGGAGUGUACGAAGUUCCUGGGUCCGAUUGGGAAUGCUGGUCUGUUACUUGUGCGGGCCCAAGUUGACUUGGCCGUCGGCAGAUUCGAUGAUGCCUUGGAGGCAGCUCAACGUGCAGCUCGGCUAGACUCGAGCAACAGGGAAGUGAACUAUGUGAUUAAGAGGGCUCGAGCCGUGGCGGGAGCCCGGUACAAAGGGAACGACCUCUUCAAGGCUGAGAAAUUCACCGAGGCCUGCAUAGCUUAUGGAGAAGGGCUCGAGCAUGACCCUUAUAACUCUGUCUUGUUAUGCAACCGUGCUGCGUGCCGGAACAAACUGGGCCAGUAUGAGAAGGCGAUCGAGGAUUGCACCGCCGCACUCAAUGUCCGCCCGUCUUACAGCAAGGCCAGAUUAAGAAGAGCCGAUUGUUUCGCCAAGAUGGAGAGGUGGGAGGCUUCGAUACAAGACUAUGAGGUGUUGGCAAGAGAAGCGCCAGAAGAUGAAGAAGUGAGCCGAGCGCUAUUGGAAGCCAAAGCCCAACUUAAAAGACGACGUGGUGAAGCCGUAUAGGGCUUGCAAAAUCUCAAAUAUGGUGUGUUUAGUGUUGCAGCUGUCUCUCUUGGAGGGUGUACUUACUCAAAUUAGACGAAAAAAAAACAAAUCUCUGAAAGCUAGAAUGUGUAGUUGAUCAAAUGAAUAUUUAGUGAAUUUUUCUUUGGUGAUGCUUUGAAAUAUUAGGUCAAAGAGAUGCAUGUCUGCCUAGGAGCACCUUCUUCUCUAUAGUUAAUUUCUCUGGUGUAAGAGUGAUCAAGAAAAACCGACCAACAGAUCGGACCGGAUUGAACCUAAACUUUGGUAUUAACUGGUUUAUCAGUUUGGUUUUGGAUUGAAAAAA
Eucalyptus grandis is the source of this 2419-nucleotide messenger RNA. Its product is annotated as inactive TPR repeat-containing thioredoxin TTL3. Bases 259 to 2094 code for a protein of 611 amino acids. Gene Ontology annotation, molecular function: protein binding. The transcript is spliced from 5 exons. Gene Ontology annotation, cellular component: cytoplasm. The record is from RefSeq and is a predicted model, not a curated record. Lineage: Eukaryota; Viridiplantae; Streptophyta; Magnoliopsida; Myrtales; Myrtaceae.